This is a messenger RNA of Python bivittatus (Burmese python), 2332 nucleotides long. NCBI's taxonomy places the organism in Eukaryota, Metazoa, Chordata, Lepidosauria, Squamata, Pythonidae. The record is from RefSeq and is a predicted model, not a curated record.
AUGCAGUGGACCAAGUCAAAGCAUUGUUUUAAAGGUCACUGUAUCUGGUUAACUCCAGAUAUCUUGAAGCAAGAUGGAAACUGGGGAGCAUGGAGUAAAUUUGGUUCCUGUUCCCGAACUUGUGGAACAGGAGUGAAAUUCAGGACACGCCAGUGUGACAAUCCACACCCUGCUAACGGAGGCCGCACAUGUUUUGGGCCAACCUAUGAGUUCCAGCUAUGCAAUGUUGAAGAUUGCCCUGAAGAUGAAGACUUCAGAGAGCAGCAGUGCAGGCAGUGGGAUCCUGUUUUUGAAUAUCAGAACAUGAAGCAUCACUGGCUCCCAUAUGAACAUAUUGAUGCUAAAGAAAGGUGCCACCUGUACUGUGAAUCCAAGGAAACUAAUGAUGUUGUGUAUAUGAAAAGACUGGUGCAUGAUGGAACACGGUGCUCCUAUAAGGAUUUGCACAGUAUCUGUAUGAGAGGAGAGUGCCUGAAAGUUGGCUGUGACAAAGUAAUAGGCUCAUCAAAGCAAGAAGAUAAAUGUGGUGUGUGCGGUGGAGAUAAUACCCAUUGCAAAGUGGUGAAAGGAACAUUCUCCAGGGUACCAAAGAAACAAGGUUAUCUUAAGAUGUUUGAAAUUCCAGCUGGUGCAAGGCAUUUGCUCGUACAAGAAUCUGAUGCCACUGUUCAUAAUCUUGCGAUCAAGAACAGAGAAACAGGGAAAUUUAUUUUAAAUGAAGACAACUAUGUGCCAGACUCCAAAACUUUCAUCUACAUGGGUGCAGAAUGGGAGUAUCGGAAUGAUGAGGACAGGGAAGUGGUGCAAACGAUGGGCCCUUUACGUCACGGCAUCACCAUUCUGGUAAUUCCUCAUGGUAAUGGGAAGAUUUCAUUGACAUACAAAUUUAUGAUCCAUGAAGAUUCUUUAAAUGUCGAUGAUAACAAUGUCUUGAAAGAUUCUAUACCAUAUGAAUGGGCUCUGAAAAAAUGGUCACAGUGCUCAAAACCUUGUGGAGGAGGCCAUCAAUUUACAAAAUAUGGUUGCCGGAGGAAGAAUGACCUUAAGAUGAUUCAUCGCAGUUACUGUGAGUCCAUCUCAAAGCCCAAACCCAUUCGUAGAGUGUGCAAUGUCCAGGAAUGUUCCCAGCCAAUAUGGGUGACAGGUGACUGGGAACCUUGCAGCAAAAGUUGUGGGAAAACAGGAUAUCAGGUGCGUUCAGUACGAUGUAUCCAAACACUGCAUGACAACACAAACCGCUCUGUCCAUACCAAAUACUGCAGCAGUGAUCGUCCAGAGGGCAAGAGGGUUUGCAAUCGGGAGCUUUGCCCUGCACAGUGGUGGAUAGGACCCUGGUCACAGUGUUCUGUAACCUGUGGUAAUGGCACACAAGAAAGGCCAGUUCUCUGCAAGACAAGAGAAAAUGUUACUGGCUUUUGUAAAGAAGAUAGGCCAGAAACAACAAGGAUCUGUAGGCUAUCUUCAUGUCCAAAAAAUUCAUCAGAUACAUCCAAGAAGACCUACAUGAUACAGUGGCUGUCAAGACCGGACACAGAUUAUCCAAUCCAGAAAAUAUCUUCAACAGAACAUUGCCAAGGAGACAGAUCAAUGUUUUGUCGCAUGGAAGUUCUCCAUCGGUACUGUACCAUUCCUGGAUAUAAUAAACUGUGUUGCAAGUCUUGUGGUAUGUACACUAAUGAAAUAGGACAUGGAAACUCAACAGUUAAUGAUAUUGAAGAGGACAUCACUCCCACCCUUGCAACAUCUGUUGAAGAUCAUACACCACAUAGAACAACAGGUCCACCAGUUGUUGCCAAGGUAAAUAUCUCCAGUUCUAAUGUAACCAUAGAGCAGCCAGAAGGCAACACACUGGAUGUACCCUAUAAAAUUCAUGAGCUGGAAAAUGAAGUGCCACAACACAACAUCAUCUGGAGGAGGAGGAGACCACCAUAUGAAAGGACAAGGAACCAAAGAAUUCAGGAGCUGAUUGCAGAAAAAAGGAAAAAAGGAAUGCUCAGGGAAUUACGUUAAAAUGGAAAUAUAACUAUAUAUACAGAUAUAUAUUUUCUCUCUUAUAGAGAUGUUACAGUGCUGCAGUAAUGCCCAUGCCACCCUAGAGACUAAGUUUUUAAAAUAGUGGUGCUAUGGCAGAAAUGCCUAAUGCUAUAGCUUGCAAUAAAUAGAAAUGUAGGCUUAUUUAAUUAAAGAAAAGAUAAACAGUAUAACAAAGGUUAGGGUUACAGGUGGUCAUAGCUUAACUGCUAUCCAACAAUGCUACACACAGGUAGUCCUUGUUUAGCGACUGCCUCAUUUAGCAACCGUUUGUAGUUACAGUGGUGAUGAAAAAGUAAUA